This is a messenger RNA of Blumeria graminis f. sp. triticale, 333 nucleotides long. Lineage: Eukaryota; Fungi; Ascomycota; Leotiomycetes; Helotiales; Erysiphaceae. The record is from the annotation of a GenBank genome assembly.
AUGACACUUUAUUCACAGUCUCGACUACAUGAUCUCUCAAGCAGAUUCUGGACAGCUUUUUUCAAUUCAUAUUGUAUUCAUGUCGGUUGGUUAUAUACACGUGUACGCGUACGCAAUGGGUUUCUCUCUGAUCUGGUGGUGCUUGUUCUAUUCACUUGUUUGUUUUCUAUUUUUCGUCUGCGUGGACGCCAGUGCUUACUGCCCUGGUGGUUUCGCCCUUGCUACUUCCUGACAAGGUUUGCAGGGCAGUUCGCAAAUUACAUGAUUGCGUUUAGCACAGCACCUGCACUUUUUCCGCCAGUCCCCGAGGCGCUUUACUCAUUUGAUGUAUAA